Plutella xylostella (diamondback moth) is the source of this 3109-nucleotide messenger RNA. Its product is annotated as solute carrier family 2, facilitated glucose transporter member 8. Gene Ontology annotation, cellular component: membrane. NCBI's taxonomy places the organism in Eukaryota, Metazoa, Arthropoda, Insecta, Lepidoptera, Plutellidae. Gene Ontology annotation, biological process: transmembrane transport. Gene Ontology annotation, molecular function: transmembrane transporter activity. The record is from RefSeq and is a predicted model, not a curated record.
GAAUGUUUCUUUAGCAACAGUUUGUGAACGCGCACUGGCGAAGCACGACGCGCGCGCUUGACAACUCGCAUUCCGACGAAACACCACGACUCGUUCGAUUUUUGAAUUAAAACUAAAUUAUAGAACAAAAUAGGAUUGAUAAUUUAAAAAUAACUUAAUAGACCUCCUUGGACGCAGUGCGGGUUGCUUCCGGCCAGUUGUAAAUCUGUGAUAUUUUAUUUUUAAGAGUGUGUGUGUUUUUUAAGUGUUGUGCGUUUAUUUAAUUUAAACUGCAAGCCAAGAUACAAGUGAAAGUGAUUUCCUGAUAUUGAAACAGCUGGAAGUGGAUAAGUUCUGAAGGAGUGCGUUGGGACGCCAUGUUGCGUCAUUAAACCAGUCGCUCAACGACCGGAAGUGUCCCGGCAGCAUGCUGCACCAGCUUCCGGUGCGAUGGCUCGCCAGGCUUCGCAGCGGUGGCCUCGUCAACCAACUCAUUAUGGCCGUUAUGGUGACAAUCCCAGUGCUGAACUUCGGCAUGCUGAUGGGAUGGCAGUCCCCGAUGACGCCCAUGCUGCAGGACCCGCACGGGCCGGCGCCGCAGCCAAUCAGCGACGAGACUAUCUCCUGGAUGGCGUCCGUCACGUUCUUUCCACCAAUCUUUUGCGGCAUCUUUGUCGGGGACUUAGCUGAUAGGUGGGGGCGCAAGAUCACGACGAUGCUGACUAGCUUGAUGCUUGUUAUCAGCUGGGCCAUCAUCAUGGUCUCGCUGGCUCCGUGGGCGCUGAUCACCUCGCGAGCGGUCGCCGGGCUCGCCUGCGCCGGCUGCUACGUCGUCACACCACUGUACCUGAAGGAGAUAGCAUCAGACGGCGUCCGCGGCGCGCUCGGCUCGCUCUUCAUCCUGUCCCAGAACCUGGGCUACCUGCUGGUGUACAUCGCGGGAGACAUGCUGGACUUCCACGCGGUGACGUGGCUGUGCGGCGCCGUGCCCGCGCUGCACCUGCUCGCCUUCCUCGCCGCGCCCGAGACCCCCGUGUUCUUGGUCAAGCAGGGGAAAGUGGACGAAGCCAAGUCCGUUCUGGCAUGGCUGCUGAACACCAGCAGGGAUGACAAGGACGUGCUGGAAGCCAUCCAGAAGCUGGAGAAGGAGGAAGAGUUCACCAGGUCCAUGGAGAAAGCUACGUGGAUGAGCUUAGUGAAAGACAAGACAACGUUCAAAGCGUUCCGCAUAUCCCUAAACGUGAUGCUGUCACAAGAGACCUGCGGCUACCUGGUGGUCCUCAUGUAUGCAGGGUCCAUCUUCGAACAAGCGGCCGAGAGCAUCAGCCUGAAGCUCAGCCCCAACAAGCAGACCAUCGUGGUGGGGGUGAUACAGCUGCUGGGGUCUGUAGUGGCCAGCUGUAUUGUGGAGAGCACGGGGCGGAAGUGGCUGCUAGCCGGCACCUCGCUAGCCACCGGUCUGGCGAUGCUGUCCCUGGGCCUGUGGUUCUACCUGACCUCCAUGGCGGUGUGGCUGCCGGGCUGGCUGCCCGUGGCCGCCAUGUGCAUCUGCAUCUUCGCCAACGCGUCCGGGUACCAGCCCGUGCCGUACGUGAUUACGUCGGAACUGUUUGCGUUUCAGCACCGAGGCAUGGUGACCUCCUUCGUGAGCAGUGUGGACGCACUCAGCGACUUCUUGCAGACCAAGGCGUACGACCCGCUGUUGAAACUCCUUGGCAUCCACUGGGUGUUCAUCAUAUUCUCUAUGGUCUGCUUCCUCGGAACAAUCUAUACAGUCCUCUGGGUGCCAGAGACGAAGGACCGAAGUGUAGAGGAGAUAUACGCGUUGCUAGAAGACGGGAGGAAGAAGGAGAAGAGGAAAGAUGUUGAAGACCCGAAAGAGGAUACAAAUCUAUAGGUUGUUAUGUUGACGAGAUAAAAUAUUGCUAUGUUCAUAAGGUUGCGGGGCUUUACAGUGGUACUUAGCAUUAUUGUUGAACAGGACAGGAACACAAAUUUAUAUGCAGUUAUAAUAUAUUAAUAAUUAAUAAUUGAGUCAGUUCCAUGUUAAGGGACCGCCGGCGCCGUCUAAAUGAUGCUGUAAUGGUGCUAAAUGAAAUAGCUAGUCUAAUAGCAAUAUUUUAUGUAAAAGUAGAUUUUUUGGGUAAAAGUUGAAAUUGACCGGACAAAGACAUUGCGUAAUGAGAAAAUAUAAGCUAAGUUAUGUGAAAGAAUAAAAAGUAGAAUUUCAGUUUUUUUGUGAACAAAGUAGGUAAAGACACUAAUAUCUACUGCUGUCUAUCAUGAACAAACUUUGAUUAUCAGUUUUAAUAGUAGGGUCGUAAGAGAGAGGGUAGUAGAUAUUUUUAUUUACCUAAUACGAAUAUGAAACAUUGUAAGUAUUUUAAGUUACUUACUUAUUUAAUUAUUUCCUAGUUACUUGCGUGGUCACCGACAUUUCUAUUAAAGAUACAUUAUUUAUGUGUUAACUCUACUGCCGAUGUGGGAGUGCCGCAAGGUGGUGUCUUAUCUCCACUUCUUUUCGCAUACCUUUCUCAAGGAUUAAGUACUUACUCACCUAGAUCUUAUACCUACUUCAAAAUUAACUGGUACUUAAUAAUAGUUUAGUAGGAGUCUAGGUACUUAGUUACUUAUUAUAUAUAUAAUCCCACUACCUUUACCUACUGAUUCCAGUGCUAUUUUAUGAAAUCCUUACGUACUUACUUGUAAUUAUUUUUCUUUCUUCAUCUUUCCUAAGGAUAGUAAAAUAAUGAAAAUCCAGUUUUAAAACUCAUUUUAUCUAAAUUCGUAUUUAUAUGUAUAGGUACCUACAACCUACAACCAAAAGUGCAAACCUUACUCAUUUCUACUCUGAAAAUAUUUGCCGUAGAAAAGAUCAUAUAGACUUAGUUAAUUACGAAUAAACUUAAAUUUGGCCAUAUUUUCAUACUUUUACCGAAUGUAAGGACGACAUUAUUUAAAGGAAUAUUUUAAAUAUGAAUUUUAUAUUUCUUUAAUGAGUCUCCCAAGACGACGAUGCCAUGCCUCUGACAACUGAUUGUGAUAUUUUGACGAAUUAUUAAUGUUUAAUAAAAAUAAUGGUAUUUUUAAAAUAAGACAAUAUUAAAAUAAGUAAGUUUUUUAUAUUUAA